Aphis gossypii (cotton aphid) is the source of this 1558-nucleotide messenger RNA. RefSeq lists its product as uncharacterized. The transcript has 2 exons. Bases 17 to 1558 code for a protein of 513 amino acids. The record is from RefSeq and is a predicted model, not a curated record. NCBI's taxonomy places the organism in Eukaryota, Metazoa, Arthropoda, Insecta, Hemiptera, Aphididae.
UUUUCUUACAUUUAUAAUGGAUUUAAAAAUUGAACAUAUUUUAACUACGAAAAGAGGUAAAAGAUGUAUAGUUAUCGAACAGUACAAAUACACAGAAUCAAAUAUUCUUCAAAAUGAAACAAUUCGAUUUCGUUGUACAAACAAAAAAUGUAAAGUAAGUGUCUUAAUUGAUAGUAAUGUAAAAAAUAUAUUAGAGAUGACAACACAUUUACAUAAUCAUGAGCCGAGUACAAAAAGGUCUUUAGCUAUAGAUAUAAUUCGAAGUUCUUCUAAAAAAAAAGCUACUGAACAAACACAUGAAAAACCUAAUAAAAUUAUUAGGAAAGAAUUAUUAGCAGAUAAGUCAGGGCUUCAGAAUGAACUUAACUAUUCUGAUAUUAAUUUAAUUAGGCGAUCAAUUUAUCGUAGUCGUAAACAACAGUACCCAAUAUUACCAAAAUCUCAAAAAGAAUCAUUUGAUCAAUUAUAUGAUAUGCAAUCAACAAUUAAAUACAAUGAUCAACAAUUUUGUUUUGUAAAUCAACAAAAGUCAAUUGUUAUUUUAACUUGUCGUGACAAUUUACAGCUCCUGUGUAAAUCUAAAAAUGUCUUUGGAGACGGAACAUUUUCGUAUUGUCCCAAGUUUUUUUGUCAACUAUAUACAUUACAUGUCUAUACUUACAAUUAUUAUGUACCAGUAGCAUAUAUAUUUUUAACAUCAAAAUCAACAAACAAUUAUUUGAAUAUGUGGUUUGAAAUAUCUAAGUUAUGUAAUGAACUAAUUGGCAAAAUUCUUCAAGUAGAUUUUUUUCAUUCGGAUUUUGAAAAAGCUGCACAUUUAGCUACAACGCAAACAUUUCCUAACUGUCAGUUAAUAACAUGUACAUUUCAUUUAGGCCAAAGUUGGUAUAGGCAAAUAGUAAAACAUAAAAACUUAUCGAAAGCGUAUUCAAUUAAAGAUUCUGAAAUCGGAUUGUGGCUAAAAUUUUUUUUUGGUUUAUCAUUUUUGCCACCAUCCGAAGUAGGAGAUGCAUUUACUGAGUUGUUAUCAAUUAUGCCAGCUGACAAUGAAUGUGUACAAUUUGCUGAUUAUGUCUUGGACACCUAUAUAGACGAAAACUCAGAGUUCCCCCCUCAUUUGUGGGCGUCAUCACCAAUAUUUGACCAUCCCAGAACCACAAAUGGACCAGAAUCAUUUCAUUCUCACUUUAACAAACAAUUUUACACACCACACCCUCAUGUACAUCAAGUCAUUGCAGUAUUAUUAGAAAUCCAAACUGAAAAUAUGAUUAAAAUCAAUUCCAUUUCAAAAAAUAUCCCUAACGUUCAACGAAAAGAAACUAUAAAAAAAAAAGAGUUUGUGCAAGAAACGUGGAUUAAAUAUGAAAAAGGGAACAUUAGCCAAUUAGAAUACAUAAAAUGUUUAGUAAUUAUUAAAGAUGCCAUCGUUUGGAGUUGCAAGCAAAAUGAUAAAAAAUUAAACCGUUGCGUUCUGGUUCUUGACAAAGAAGGGCUGCAGAUUGGUUCAUCUGCCUGUAGAAUGCAUGAUUUGUGCGAUGAAGGAGUUAUUCGUGAGUGA